Molecule: messenger RNA, 813 nt
Organism: Funneliformis geosporum
Lineage: Eukaryota; Fungi; Glomeromycota; Glomeromycetes; Glomerales; Glomeraceae
Source: the annotation of a GenBank genome assembly
AUGAGUUGGUGCUUAAGACGCGAGCAACAUGAUGUUGGUUUGAUUUAUGAGAUUUCACUAGGUUUAAGAGAAAAGGUCGUUUCAAAUACACCUACCGAUUAUGCUAAACUAUUUACGAAACCGGACAAUCGACCAAACAUGAAUCAAGUGGUUGCUGAAUUAAAAGCAAUGUACGCAAGCGCAAGCGUAAUAUCAGAAAGUACCCAAAUAGAUAAUUAUAAAUUAAAUCUUCCAUUACCAAAUGAACGACGAGUUAACGUUAAAACGUCUACUUUAAGUAUAAGUUAUUUAUUACAAGAUUCGUCUCAAAAUAAUUAUAUGAUAGUUAAUCAAAAUGAUUCAAAUUCCAUUUUUUUAAUUGGAUAUCUUUAUUAUUAUGGAAUUGGAGUAUUUGAAAGCAAGGAGAGAGCAUUUAAUUUGUUUAUCAAUGUUUCGGAACGAAAUUAUACGUUGGCAAAGCUUUAUGUUGGAAUGUGUUACGAAUUUGGAAAUGGUGUUAGAAAGAACGAAAGGUUGGCUUUUAAAUAUUAUGAAGAGAUGGCCAAUGAAGAUUAUGCCGUAGGACAAUUAAGAUGUUGUUAUAAUAAUGGAAUCGGAACUGUGAUUGAUAAGCAUACGGCGUUUGAAUUAUAUAAGAAAGCGGCGAAUUUGGGAAACAAAAUAGCACAAUUCAAUCUUGCCCUUAUGUAUCAACAUGGAGAAGGAGUUGAUAAAGAUAUAAGGAAAACUAUUUAUUGGUAUAAAAAGUCUGCUGAACAAGGGGUUCAAAUGGCUCAACAAAAUCUUGAUCAGGUGGAGAUGCAACUAAUUUAG